Molecule: messenger RNA, 1487 nt
Organism: Aegilops tauschii subsp. strangulata
Lineage: Eukaryota; Viridiplantae; Streptophyta; Magnoliopsida; Poales; Poaceae
Product: probable membrane-associated kinase regulator 1
Cellular component (GO): plasma membrane
Molecular function (GO): kinase inhibitor activity
Source: RefSeq, a predicted model, not a curated record
UUCUUCCUUCUUCUCACUUCCCAUCCCACCUCGAUCUGCUCUGCCGACCGCCCCCACCUCUCCACUCCUCUCCUCCUCCCGCGACUGCGAGCCCACGCCAUGAACGAACCCGCAGCGUAGGAUAGCACGCCGUGAACCAACCAUGGGCCGUGCGAGGGCCAAGGACGCCGGCUACGGGGGCGUCAAGUCGUUCCCGUCGCCGGCCUCGUCCUCGGCGUCGUCGUCCGAGUUCGAGUUCACGGUGACGCAGUCGCCGGGGUCCAAGCAGCGGUCGGCGGCGCAGCUGUGCCCCGCCGACGACCUGUUCUACAAGGGCCAGCUGCUGCCGCUGCACCUGUCGCCGCGCAUCUCCAUGGUGCGCACGCUGCUGCUCGCGUCGGCCUCCACCUCCUCCGCCUCCGCCUCCGACUCCACCUCCACCUCCAACUCCUCCCGCGACUCCAACGGCAGCACCUCCUCCUCCUUCUCCACCGACUGCGCGGCGCUCCUGCUCCCGGACUCCGCCCCCUCAUCCUCCCGCCCCAGCUCCGCCGCCGACGACGACCGCCACCCCAACCUGCUCCAGGGAACCGCCUCCUACGCCGGGCUCCCGCCGGCCAAGCGCACCGGCAAGCAGUACCUCUCGUCCUUCGCCACUCGCUUCUCCUCCGUCUUCCUCCACCGCGGCGCCGCGCCGGCCGCCAAGAAGCCGUCCAACAAGUCGCUCGCCAAGGAGGUGAUCAAGAAGUACGCCAAGAAGGUGAAGCCUCUGUACGAGAAGCUGUCCCAGAUCCCCAAGAACCAGAACAACCAGCCUCAGCCGCAGCCUCCGGCGCAGCAGCAGCAGUGUUUCAAGAAGCCGUUCAGUUUCUCGAUCCGGAAGAAGCGGGGCGACGAAGACAACGCCGCCGCGUCCGCGGCGGCGGCGGAGGCGGAGGCGAGCACCGGCAAGUACGCGCACUCAAACUCGUUCUCCGGCAACCUCCGGUUCCCGCGUCAGAAGCGGUGCGCGGCGAGCUGCCCGUCGUCGAUGCGGUCGUCGCCGAACCACUCCGGGAUGCUCUCCUUCGGCGGAGCAGGCGGAGUCGGCUUCCCCGACGUGCCGGCCGCAGCAGCGGCGGCCAUGACAAGCAGCAUUGGCAUGCGGCCCGUGUCGCUGUCGGCGGCGUCGUCGUCUUCGAUGGAGGAGCUCCAGAGCGCCAUCGAGGGCGCCAUCGCGCACUGCAAGAACACAAUGGGCGGCGUCGUGUCCCUGUGCCCGCGCAAGGUGCCGGCGUCGGCGGCGGCCGGCGAGAUCACCGCGUUCUGAGCGCGCGGGUGCAUGCAUGCAUGCACUAGGAUUCGUGCGAGGAGCUGAGUAAGGCUGAUUAAUCAGUGGUAUCCAUCCAUGUGUUAAUUUUUGUUCGUUUAAUUAGCUUUGUGUCCUUUGGGCAAGACUUUAAGAUGAUGUUGGUAAAUAAGGGUAGUUCGAAGGGGUAAAAUGAGACUCUAAUCCUCCUUCCUUUGGA